GAUUAAUGGGCUUGAGAUUGCAAUCAAGCCCAGGGGAACUAUUUGGAGGCCCAAAUCCAUGGGGUUCUUUGUUUUCCCACGGCUCGUUUCAAUUUCAGCGGUAAUGGAAUGAAGCCGUAAACCCAAAAGCCAAAACCCUCUUCAGACACCGUACGCCGGAGGCCCCAUUUUCCGACGCAAAUACCGGCGAGCAUUGCGGAUGUCUGCUGCUGUGCGUAGCAAUCUUAAGGUCUGCCCUUCUUUCCCUCUCUUUCUCCACAUAAGCUCAGAAGCGCUUGUUCACUUUCGGUCUGUUCCCCGCGAUAGACUAAGAAUUUGUCCUCAGUUGAUUCAGUUUGUUUGCUUUAACAGCUCGAGCUCGUUUCGUGUUGCCUCAAAAUUCGAUUUUCUUGGACAGUUUUCACCUUUCAGCAGUAGUUACGACGAUGACUCGUUCAACACUGUGAUUAAUUCGAAUGAGAGGCGUAAACUCGCUGUUGGAAUUUCAAAGAUUAUCAAACAGGGGAAAGGGUAUCUUUUACAGGGAUUUUCCAGCAAUUUCUGCGCGUUUGCCCUGGUAAAGAUCAUGAAAUUGCUUUUGAAAGAGGAGGCUGCAAUUGCAUUUUUCAAAUAUGUCUUUCGUGAUCAUUCAGAUGGUGUAGUUCGACAAUGUUGUGUUGCUGUGCAUUUAUUAGUGGCUGAAGAAUUUAGGCUUAUGGCCCAAGAUGUGCUCGGGUGGGUGAUUCAGGAAAUAGGAGAGGAAAGGAGCUAUAAUAUUGUGUGGCAAGAGUAUUUUAAGGAUGCACUGGACUUUUUCAUUCUUGAUGCAUUAAUGCGCUCUUUUACAAAAGCGGAAAUGGCAUCUUGUGCCUUGGAGGUUUUGGGUAGAAUGAGAGAAGUUGGUCGGAGGCCGAGUGUUUCAGCAAUUUGUGUUCUGUUAAAAUUGUUGCUUAGAUUUGGUUAUUGUGGCAGUGUGUGGAAGUUGUAUAGAGACAUGGUUUGUAAAGGACCCAUUCCUUCAAUUUAUAUAUACAAUAUGAUGAUUCUUGGCUUUUGUAGAAGAGGAUGCAUAAGGAUUGGAGAAAGUUUGUUGUAUGUAAUGCAGAAGUUUGGAUGUGAACCAGAUGUGCAUACGUAUAACAUUUUAAUCAAUGCGUAUUGUGUUAGGGGUUGGACUUUGGAUGCAUUAAAUUGGGUGCAUCUGAUGGUUGAAAGUGGUUGCAACCCAAGCCCCGCCACAUUUAGUACAAUCAUAAAUGCCUUCUGCAAGGAGGGUAAUAUUGCCGAAGCCAGAAAAAUCUUUGAUGGGAUGCAAGAAAUUGGAGUGUUUCCAAACACUGCGUUGUAUAACGCUUUGAUGGAUGGCUAUGUUAAGGCAAGAGAAAUUGGUCUGGCAAAUAUGCUUUAUGAAGAGAUGAGAAGCAAAGGUGUGGCUCCUGAUAGUGUGACUUUCAACAUUUUAGCUGCAGGACAUUACAAGUAUGGCAAGGAGGAGGAUGGGGAACAAUUGCUCAGGAACCUAUCAAUGAUUGGAUUGGUUCCAGAUUCUUCAUUGUCUGAUAUAUCAAUUGGAGGACUAUGUUGGGCAGGGAGAUUAGAUGAAGCUUUGGAAUUGUUGGAGAAUAUGCUUGAGAAAGGGGUUCCUGUUAGUGUAAUAGCAUUUAAUUCCUUAAUUGUUGCCUAUGGCAAAGCAGGGUUAGAAGACAAAGCUUUUGAAGUCUAUAACAUUAUGGUGAAAUUUGGCCUAACUCCUUCAGCUUCUACCUGUACUUCACUUCUUCUAGGCUUGACUAAAAUUGGAAGGCUCCAAGAAGCCAACUCUCUUAUAUAUGAGAUGAUAGAAAAGGGUUAUCCCGUCAGUAAAGUGGCUUUUACUGUGGUUCUAGAUGGGUAUUUCAAGAAAGGGGAUAUGAUGAGAGCUCAGGGUCUGUGGAGAGAAAUGGAGGUGCUGGGGAUGGCUCCUGAUGCUGUUGCAUUUUCUGCAUUCAUUGAUGGACUUGCUAAAGGAGGUUUUGUUGAAGAGGCUUAUGAUAUGUUCUUAAAAAUGACGAGCAAAGGACUUGUUCCUAAUAACUUUGCUUACAAUUCGUUAAUUUCUGGUUUUUGCAACUGUGGCAAACUAAAUGAAGCAUUGAAGUUGGAAAUGGAGAUGAGGGAGAGGGGUCUGCUGCCAGAUCGUCUCACCUACAACAUUAUUAUCAAGGGGUUCUGUAAACAGGGCAGGAUGAAGUCGGCAACAGAGACCUACAUUGAAAUGCAAAGACAUGGCUUUACCCCAGAUAUUGUGACUUACAACACUUUGAUCAGUGGAUACUGCAGGCAGUUUGACAUGUUAAAUGCGGAGUAUUUGGCAAACACAAUGCUGUCUAGUGGUUGGGACCCAGAUGUUACAACCUAUAACAUACAGAUUCAUGGUUACUGCAGAAGCCAGAGGAUGAAUCGAGCUAUUAUGAUGUUUGAUGAGCUUAUUUCUACUGGAAUAGUUCCAGAUACAGUUACCUACAAUACUCUGAUGAAUGGUGUCUGCCAUGAUAUACUAGAUCGUGCAAUGAUCUUGACCGGAAAAUUACUUAAGAUGGCCUUUAUUCCAGAUGUAGUUACAACUAACCUAUUAUUGUCCAACCUACGCAAGCAAGGGUUACCGCACAGGACGGCGAUGUGGGCAAAGAAGUUGAGGGAGAUUCCCUUUGAGUUUGAUGAAAUAACAUAUAAGAUUUUGGAAAAAGCAUAUCAUGAUAUAGAAGAAGAUAUUGAUUGUACAAAAGAAAUAACAGGGAAGAGUCUCUUUAUAGACUUCCUAAUGUACAUAACAUAUGACUUUAUACAUAGAAAUAGGAUGUAUCAGAAAACAAGCUUUGACCUUUUUGAAUUCGCUGACAAUCAGUCCAGCACAACGCAGAAGCCAUCAGCAGAUGAGUAUAUGAAAUGACUGCUUGAUAGUGUUUGGUUUUGCUAUAUAAAGACAUCUUCGGUACACCAGCUGGAACUUACACCUGGAUCAGAAUCUGGAAGUCUGAACGAAUGACUCCUCAAUGUGCCUCUUGUAGGUUUCUUUUAUGAGGAACGAUAACUUAUUCGUCAAUGACUCGCCAAACUGUUGAAUUUCAAAUUUAGAAUGGCAUGCUAAUGCUAUUACCAUUGAUAUUUAACGGUUGAAAGGUUUUGCUCAAUUUGAUGAAUGAGAAGAGAGCAAGCCGAAUCACUAGUUCUGCACCAUUCUUCUUUUUUGCUAGUGUGUGACAAUAACUGAGGUUGGCAAAUUCUCAUGACCUCACUUUAAUGCCUAUUCAGGUGAGGUGAUGGGUGUUCAAUUUGGCAAAUGUCUUAUGACCUGGACCGACUACCCCAGUCUCUAUGUGUUGAAAUCAUAUUGACCUUGAGAGAGUAGUCUUAUAAAUGGAGUGUUUCUUAUGCCAAAAUUGAGUAGGGAUGAGAACAGCUGUGGUCUACACAGACUAACAGACUCAAACUCACCAUCUGAGAUUUCUCAUUAUUAGCAGGCUGAAUUAAUAAUCUCAUCUUGCAAUUUGCCCCACGAAUAACAUUUGAUGGGAGACAGCAACAGCAUUUUGCAGUACAAGAUGAUGACUAGUUAAUUGACAACCACAUGUGUACAGAGACUUUGGUCAGAUUGGUUCUAAUGUUCUUUUUUCCCUAUUAGCCUCGAACAGAUGUCUCCAUUAUUUUUGGUAUCCACACCUUUUAAGUGGGAACCAAUUUAGUUCUUCCUUAUGCUCAGUUAACACUUGAUGAUCAUAAGGAACUCUGUAGGCUAGUUGAGAUCCUAAAGUUUGAUUGAGAUUUGAACACACUGUUUCUUAUUUCUGUAACUUUUAAUACUAAAUCCUCUUAGAUGAUCAUUGUGUACAAUAUACAUUGAACCGAAAGUAAAGAAAGGCAAGAGUUAACAGGUUUUCCUGUUAAGAGAAAGGAACCUGGUAUUUCAGCUUCACUAACCUAUGCAUUUGCUGUCUGUUAAAGAGUGUGAAACUGCAUCUAAUAAUGCAGCAGAUGAUAGAUUAAGGAGCAUUCAAGUUGUUGCUUUUAAGAAACUGAAGUAGCUAUGGUAAUUGGGUCAAGCGUUUAGGUGGUUAUUCUUUAGUACAAGGAUAGCUACAGAAAAGAAAACCAACCACCAGUAUGAGAAAUUUAAGCUCAGAUUGAGUUCGAUCACACAUGGCAAGUAAAAUAACACUGCCGCACAAUUAAUUGGAUGAAAGUAGAAAUCAAGACUGGAUGAGAAUUUUC
Messenger RNA from Sesamum indicum (sesame), 4227 nucleotides. RefSeq lists its product as uncharacterized. NCBI's taxonomy places the organism in Eukaryota, Viridiplantae, Streptophyta, Magnoliopsida, Lamiales, Pedaliaceae. Gene Ontology annotation, molecular function: protein binding; mRNA binding. The record is from RefSeq and is a predicted model, not a curated record.